This is a messenger RNA of Suillus paluster, 2547 nucleotides long. Its product is annotated as kinase-like protein. Gene Ontology annotation, cellular component: cytoplasm; cytoskeleton. Lineage: Eukaryota; Fungi; Basidiomycota; Agaricomycetes; Boletales; Suillaceae. Gene Ontology annotation, molecular function: ATP binding; protein serine/threonine kinase activity. The transcript is spliced from 10 exons. Gene Ontology annotation, biological process: peptidyl-threonine phosphorylation; actomyosin structure organization. The coding region runs from base 166 to 2283 and encodes 705 amino acids. The record is from RefSeq and is a predicted model, not a curated record.
GCCGAAUCCCUCGGGCGGCCAAGCCACGCAAAAAGCCGAGUUGAAGGAAACAACUCAAGCCAGUGUAACUUAGUGAACAUAUAACCAAUUGUAAAGGAUAACGGCUUCUCUUUCACACUCUUUUGAGAGCCGGAAGCGUCAUAUCUUUCGUUCUCGACCUAAUGCAUGUCUCUAUCCUGGACAAGACGGAAAACAUUGUUGAGUUCGUUACUCAAUAGCUCUGACGACGAUGAAGAAGGCCUUGCAUUGGAUCGCAUUUUGCAUGGUCAGCAGGUCAUAGGAAAGACUGCGAGAACUGCAGAGAUCGAAUCCCUCCGUUUCUCAGACGGAGAUCUUGUCGUCCUGGGCACGCUGGACCAUGGCCAAUUCGGGGUUAUCGACGUGGUGACGUGCCAGCUAAACGGUCGCGUAUAUGUUCGCAAAUCUAUUGAGAAACAUUUUGCCUCGCGGACUCGUGAACAAUGCUCUCCACAAUUAGAACGGGAUAUUCUUCUGCGCGCUCUUCGUGAGCGCUCUUCGUGGGCUCCGCACUUACUUUGUGCAUUCCAAACCUCCAGUCAUCUUAACAUUGUUAUGGAUUAUGCCGAAGGAGGCACAUUAUGGGAUAUACUUGAGUCAAGCCCUUAUGAAGGCAGAGUUCCUGAGGCAGACAUACUUUGGUGGGCUCCUCAGGCAGUCUGCGCCAUCAACUGGUGUCAUUCCCAAGGCUUUGUACAUCGUGACAUCAAACCCCAGAACUUCGUUCUCACAGCAAGCAAUCAUAUGCUUCUGAUAGAUUUCGGGUCUGCUGCGCCUCUUUCCCCACCAGAGCAUGACGGGAGCCAGCUAAUCCCGAAACGGUAUACCCUUGUUCCCUGUGGUACUUGUGAUUACAUCUCUCCCGAAGUUUUGCAAGCACACGAAGAUGCCCUCCUUGCAAUGGAGUUGUCAGACGAUAAUGUUUCUCCUUCGAUCUCCACAGAGAUUGGUUCGUAUGGCUUGGAGGUCGAUUGGUGGAGCCUCGGGGCAAUGUUGUAUGAGUUGGUUUACGGAGUGGCUCCUUUCUUCGCCAAAGAUAUCCGAACUACUUAUCUGAGGAUUUUGGACUAUGAGACGAGCUUGCGCUUCAAUGCGGCGGUUGUCGUUUCUGAAAAGCUACAGGAUUUACUCCGCAGACUUCUCACUGAUCGACAUCGCCGUAUUGGUAGAUGUAGUGUGUUGGAAAUUACGGAGCACCAGUUCUUUGGAAACACCGACUGGUCUUGUGUAGAUUCGCGUCCUGCACCGUCUGACAUCCAUGUGCCGCGAUUCACAUAUUCUGUGGCAGCAGCGCCUGGCUCACCCAUAGAGCGCCCAGAUCCCACGGAUGACGGAAAUUCACAGCCGUUCGCAUUUUCGGCUUUAUUCCAAUCCUCCCCUAACACUUCGCCUGGAAUAUCGAUUUUGCGAGAUACGCCUGAUCGCAUAUCCCCACGAGCCGAAUCGGCCUUCAUCGGAUUUUCGUGGGGUCCAACCAAUGAUGCAUUCCCUUUUUCAAAUUCAUUUCGAAAAGGCGAGACCGAUAGUCUAGCCACCCCUCAGCCCCUACAAGCCACUUCCGUGAAGUCCAGCCCCUAUCCAUCGCUCAAGCCCUCCAUCGUCGCACCCACGCACUUCGCGACACCCAUUCGUCCCCACGGUUUAUCAGCAUUUCACACUCUUCCCCGCACGAGCGCUGUUCGGCGUACAGCUCAGCGGCGCGCCGUUUCUGAUCGAGAAGCCAUGAAGCAGCUGGUGGAAUGCAUCGGAAUGAGUGCCAGGAAAAAAGUCCUCGCAAGUGGUCGCAAGCCGCGCUUGCUGCAGUCUUCUGGCCGAAGCCUCUCAAACACUGUCCGGAAAGAGCUGCGUUUUGGUCUCCAACCCAUUAUCACCAACAAAACUUACGACUCCGAUGACUUCCCACCCGUCGUAGUUGCUUCGACGUUCGAUGGAGCCGACGAAACGGAGUCGGAUGGACCACCAAGUCCCAGUCCCAGUCCACGCCCCGGUUCUGCAAUGUCUAUACUCAGCCGAAGAAGUGUCACACCUACGAUAUCUGGAUCUUAUUCCGCUCGUCUGUUAAACCUCCCCUCUACUACAUUUACGGCAAGCAGAUCGCACGAAGAACUCUUGAGCAAUUUGCAAAGCGACGGGAAGAUCUUUGAAUCACUAGAAAAUAGGCACGCCGCCAUGAUGUCAGAUUUGACAGCGAUUGAAGGGCGCUUGCGCCGCAUCUCCUUGCUGUUAUCGGUGGAGCCACUUAAGUCCUCCGCUGAUGUCAGUUGAAAGGGGACAUCUCGUCGGAGCGAUCCGUAUCACCGGCGCACGAACGUGAGUACUUAGAGAUGAUUUUCAAAACGGAACAAAUGUGCAACCGUAUACUAUACUAGUUUGUAUAGUACGUUGUACAAGGACCAUAUCCACAUCUUCUGAUGCCACCCGGCUGCGCAUCCCAUGCAUCAUUAGAUCUUUGGCGAGAAGUGUGGAAGCUGCUUCCCGUACAGAAUCCAACGUUCUGCCUGUUCACAACGCCCUUCGGCAGUUGCUAAC